AUGGCUCGUAUCCAGAUUCCCAUUGACGCCCUGACGUCGCGCCUGAACCUUGGAGACCGGUUCUCCGGCUUCACUUCUGGUCCCUUGACCGGACGAUUCUCCAACUUGCGACCCGUCUCCGAGUUCCUCGACUUCAAGCGAUUCUCCAAGCCGGCCAACUUCAGUGAGAUGCAGUCGCGCGUCAACUACAACCUCAGCCACUUCUCCAGCAACUACGCCGUCGUCUUUUGCAUGCUGAGCCUGUACGCUCUCCUCACCAACUGGCUCUUGCUCUUCGACAUCAUCCUCGUUGUUGUCGGCAUGUGGUUCAUCGGACGCCUGGACGGCCGCGAUCUCGAAAUUGGCACUUUCCGCGCCACGUCUUCGCAGCUGUACACGGGUCUGCUCAUCGUCGCCGUUCCCCUGGGUCUGAUUGCCUCGCCAUUCUCGACCCUGCUCUGGCUGAUUGGUGCUACUGGCGUGACCAUUCUCGGUCACGCUUCACUUCUGGACAAGCCCAUCGAUGAGGCUUUUUCAGGGGAGGCGGUCUAG
Pochonia chlamydosporia 170 is the source of this 531-nucleotide messenger RNA. Its product is annotated as prenylated Rab acceptor 1. Lineage: Eukaryota; Fungi; Ascomycota; Sordariomycetes; Hypocreales; Clavicipitaceae. The transcript has a single exon. Gene Ontology annotation, cellular component: Golgi apparatus. The record is from RefSeq and is a predicted model, not a curated record. Bases 1 to 531 code for a protein of 176 amino acids.